AUGACGGUCAUGAGAGUCAGCAAUGAUGCCAAAUGUUUUUGCUUCCCACUAACGUUGAGUGGGUCCGCGGAGGAAUGGUUCAAGAAGUUGGAACCAGGAUCAGUGGAUUGCUGGAACAAGCUGCAAGUUAGUUUCCGGAGACAGUUUGUCGCCGCGAGAAAGGUUAAUCUUGAGCAAGAAGGAGCCUCCAACCUUCAAGACUUCCAGAAGAGAGUCCAAAAGUACAUUAACUUAGAAGAGGCCCAAAUAGUGGCUUAUGGGGGAUACUAUUCGACCGGAAUAGCAGGGUAUGCGCCCGGAGUCCAGCUCCCGGGAACCCUACCAACGGCUACUCCACCAAUGAGCGGCAUACAAUUCUCUGCUACCCUAGGAUAUAAUCAGAGCCAGGCAUUGGCUCCUGCAUCUUCUCAUUAUGGGAAUCCUUCUGGGAUAAAUGGACAAGUCCCGUCUCACUCUGCUCAUGCUGCAAGCCUAGCGGGACCUUCUCAAGGCUCUCGGAGCAAGAGGUCCUCAAAAGGUAGCAACCGGACGGAGGACAAGCGACAGAAAAGGGGGUACACUCCCCAAUACACCCAGUACACGGAACUGACAGACUCCCAGGAAUGUGUGUAUUUCACCACCAGGCAAAAUACGCACUACCGGAGACCGCCUCCUCUGUACAGAGAUUUCUCCCGAAGGGAUUCCAACAAAAGAUGUGAAUACCAUAAUGACAUUGGACACAGCACCAAUGAAUGCAAAAACCUUAAAGAUGAGAUCGAAAACUUGAUUCUAUUGGGUCAUCUCUACGAGUGGAUUAAGAACCGGCUGCCUCAUCUCAACCCGGUUCCGGCAGCAGGACCUUUGCUCCAAGGAGCGCCAGGGGGAGAGGAGAAAUCAUACGCUGAAACGCUAUAA
Messenger RNA from Cannabis sativa, 894 nucleotides. RefSeq lists its product as uncharacterized. The transcript is spliced from 3 exons. Bases 1 to 894 code for a protein of 297 amino acids. NCBI's taxonomy places the organism in Eukaryota, Viridiplantae, Streptophyta, Magnoliopsida, Rosales, Cannabaceae. The record is from RefSeq and is a predicted model, not a curated record.